AAGAAUAUGACAUUUAUAUGAUUAAAUCUUUCUGUAAGCAGUUUGUAGAAUUAUCCAGUUAAGAGCCAUUGAUGUUAUAAUUUGCAUGUUCGCAACUCAUUUCUGUGUGUGUCAUUUGAGUUAAAUUGAAGCUUACAAUUAAGUAUAAUACACAGUGACGAAAUAAAAUUUUUGUAUAUUUAGCAGUUUCUUUUGAAACGAAUUCACAAUCUUGGGCUCUUCAAAUGGAUGCCUCAUGUCAUGGAUAACCUGCUUGUCAAUGCAUAUUUAGUUAAAAUAGGUUUAAUCCAAUUUUACCUUUUACACUAAUGCAAAGAAAUAAAAAAGAUACAAAUUUGAAAUAAUUGCAUGUGUUGGUAUAUGCACAGAAGGUCACAUGCAAGUAACUUGUCUUUUAAGGUUCUACGAAUUGUUCGAAUAGAACAUUUUUUUUUUUUUUUUACCCGCCAUAGUUACUACAUUACGCCUUAUUUCAAAAGAAAAACCUAAUCGAAAACUCCUCUCUGCUUCAAACCUUACGUACCCAAACAAUACAUACGGCACGUGUUGAUUUGGCGGCCGCGCCUUUGGCGAUAAACGGUAAAACUGUCCUGGUAACCCUUCGAAAGGCGUGCGGAGGGGUAGGAGAAAUUAUUGCUAAGAAAAUACGAGCUCCGGCUUCAGAUGAGAUCCAGUUCUUCUCCCGAUCAGGUUAUUCCUAGGAUAAAUGUUACUACUCUCCUUAGCUGAUAUGCUCUAGCAUUUGGGAUAACUUGAGACAUCCGAAGAUGCAGAAGAUGUGUUGUAAACUUUGAAAAUGCAUAAGAAAAAGCUGCAUUCUUUGGAAAAUAUAGAUAUUAAACAAACAGAAAUUUUGCUGAGCAGAACUGAAUGCCUUAAGUAAACGAAUCAAAAAUAAUUCAAUUUCAUAAAUGCAAACAAAAGAAUCACAAGAAGCAUCAACAUUAUUUACCCCUAAAGCACAUUAAAUAUGGUUUCUCAAACUCAAGCUGGACGUCUGGUUAAGAGGCCAAGUGAUGGUUUCACCAAGUGUCAGCGUCCCAGAGUAAAUAGUCAAUGGUCUGUGUGGUACUGUGUGUUUACAAUGGCUUUGCAAAUAUACAUCAUGGUCACAAGUAUUCAAAGGUUUACCCGAUAUGUGUCCUUGCCAUGGCCGCCUCAGGGACAGCCGUACUUUGAACUAAAUGCUUAUGUAGCUUUCAUAGGAGCUGCAGUGGUUUUGAUGCCAUUUUUUGUAAUAUCUGCACUGAUGAAAGUUGGAAAUUACGCCAAUGAUGGACAUAAGAUCGGUGAUGAAGAGCCAGAUAUGGUUGUCUACCAAAAUCUACGUAAAAGGAAAUGUUGCCGAUGGGUUAAAUCUCUAUGGAAGCACGGAGGACCAAUAGCAUCGCUGAUUCACCUUGCAGCAUCUAUGUGCCUUUUACUACCUAGGCUGCUCAUUGAAGCCCAACUUAUUAAACAUGGCUUCCUCAGCAAAGGUGCUAUAUGGAGGACAGAUUUGGAUUUCCUUAUAGAGCAUAAAGAUCGACUGGUGACUCUGCGUUUUAUAGCCACAUUGAAUGCAUCAGAAGUCUGGGGUCAACAGGGAGAUGAUUCUCCGAAGCCAUCUCUUCGACCUGAAAUUCAAAUAGAAGAACAUGCUAUCAUUUCAUCCGAGUUCAUAAAUUACACGAUCGCGCUUCUAGUGUAUGCUGUUAGAUAUCCAGCUGUUUUUUGGAACGCUAAUAAAAGUUUCGGCUUAAUUUUCAGUUGUUACCUUCUACUUACAGCAUCGCAGCAACUACUUGCAUUUGCUGGAUUUGCAAUAUUAUAUAAAGUUCAUAUAUGUGGUUCUCGAGAUGUUUUGUUAAGAUUCAGUCAUCUCUUGCUCAGUGAGAAAUUAACCGUGAUUACAUUUCUAAUUUACAGCACAUUACUCAUAAUUUCUGGAACAACGCUUUAUUUUUACGGAAUUCAGAAAUACAAAGAGUGGGUUGACAGUAGAGUACAAUGUCAACUGAUACGAUGGAAACAAGAAUCUCGUCGUCUGUGGGGAGUAGCACCUCAUUUAACUGCCUUCGUGACUCUUAUUGCCACUGCCCUGUGCGCUGGCCCAUUGAUGUACGAUUAUACUCUAGUCUAUUGCGGUAGUUUAGAUGGAGUUGUUCUUGCCGGUGUGACUGGCACGAUUAUUCACCUUUUUCUGUGGAUUGUUUUAUGGCUAAUAUUAACUAUUAAGCAUCGGUGGGUGUUCGUUUCUGCCACAGUUUGUGCAAACUUACAGCUAACUGGAUUCAAAGGAAGUGGUCAAGAGGCUCCUCUUUUAGUUAUAGAUCAUGGUCAGACUUACCAAGUCAGGGAAAAAGAUUCUAAAAAAGCCAUUCUCAGUGUAGUGCACAAAUCACUGUCAUCUAUACCAAAGAUUUCUCCAUCAGAAGAUGAUGACAUAUAUUGGUUAAAACCCAAACCACCUCCACCAAAAGAUCCGGAGAGAGCGUCUACAUGGCACAGGAGUCAACGAAAAUCUCCUGGGGCUAAGCAUAAAGUCAUUUUUCAAGAUGGACUUAUUGGAUCAACUGCAAAUUGCAAAAGAACCAGGUCUUUAAAAAAAUCACCUAAAGCUGCAGGAAGAUUCAAGAAACAGAAUGUGAAGUUUGAAGAGCUUUCUGAUUCAGAUGAUGGUGAUUAUGCUACUCUGAGGGACAUGACUGUAGUCAGAGAAGAUGGAGAUGGAGACGAUGGAUUGCUAAGUAAGAGACUUCUACCCCGAGAUGGAAAAGAUGUGCUUAGAACAGACUACGAGAACUUAGAAGUUCAUCAUUUCUCUCCUGGUAUUGAAGAUGUUGAUGAUGAAGAGCUUCCUGAUUUCGAAAGAUCAACAAACUCUCAUUUGAGGGUGCCAGUGUCAGUACACCGUCAACCACCCAACAACUCCAGGAGAAAUGACUUUGGAGUGUCCAGAGAUAACACUGGUGAAAUCACUCCCAGAUCGGGUUCAAUUAGUGAAUCCUCAACGUCUCCAGAAAAAGGAACUAGUGAGUCGUCUAGUGGCGUACAUUCAAAUGGAAGUAUGGGAAAUAAAAGGGCAUCUAGUAUGGAGAAUGUUGGGCUUGUCACAUUAGCAAGGCCAACAUGGAAGAGCAUGUCUUUGCAAAGAGGUGUAGCACCUCCUCCUGUCGUAGUACCCCAUGCUAAAAUAAUUAAACCUUUAAAUGGUUCCAUGGCAAUCCCUCGUAAGUAUAAUAAACGAAUUGCAGAUGAAACAGCAAGUUCAAAAAUUGAACCUUUCGAAAGAGCUACAAAUAUUAGAAUGACUUCAUUCACUGAUCAUCCUGACUUUCCCACAACAGUAGUGAAUAUUAAUAACAGCUCAAAGUCAACCACACAUUUCCCAAUGACUACUAUGCAAACAAUCCCAACUCAUCAAAGGCGAGACUCGGCUAAUUAUUCUUUAGCUUCAUCAGCAGAGUCAGAAUCAAGUGUACAGCAAUCUUGACAGUCUCUGAAACAUUGCUAAUCAUAGGUUACUCUCUGUGAAUCAUCAAAAGGUUAUAACAUACAUUGUAAUGUAUGAUACAUAACGUUUGUUUCGUCUGACAUUCCAGGUAUGAAAUACUAAAGUGCUUCACUGAAAGUUGUGCCUCACUUUUGUGAGCUAACUGCAUUUAUGUUAGCUUAACUCAAUUUUUGUUGACCAAGGGACCAGUUGUGCCCAGAUCCAUUUUGAAAUCAGAAAAUUUGUAGUCCAUUUUUGAAUAUUUGAUACAUUUUGCGUUUCACAACAAGAUUCUGAAAAUCUGUAUGAUAACUGUUGUUAUUUUUUGCAGUGUGAAUUUAUUUAAAAAUGAUCCAGUUACUAUUGUUAGGACAUGAUUUGUUUUUUAUUCAGAAGAAAAACAGUACUAGAAAAUGUAUAGCACAAGCAUAAAAAAUUUCACAGUUUACUACUCUUAUUUUACAUAUGAGUUACCAUUUGCUGAAUAAACAUGCAUUUUUGACAGUCUAACACCUUGAGUCACAAAAAAUGACAAAAUUAUUUAAGCUUAAUGAAUGUAUGCAUGAAUUCUUGUAUAUUUAAAAAUGUUUUUACAUUUCUAUUUGUUGGAAUCAUUUUAUACAAAUCUUGUUUCACUGUGUUAAACAAUAAUAGGUUCCAAUAUUAAGAAGGCAUUUUUAAUUAGAUCAAUGCAGCUUGUUUUAUGAAUCAAAAAAUUCAGUAUAUUCUGAAAUAUAAAAUUAUGUUUCUGCAAUAGUUAGUUAUUUAUAUUUCUUUAAUAAGUGAUAAAAUUAUUGUUAUGGCUCUUUAAAAAAAUUAAAGUUUUUGAUAAUUUCUUUUAAUAAGAGAAGUAUUUAAAAAAAAAUACAUUCAGCUUCAUACAGAAUCAUAGUAACUUCAUCAGGAUGACAUACAUUAAGAAAACAAUAUAUAUAUAUAUAAGAAAUUUAGAAUGAAGACAUAAAGAAAUGAAAUUCAAACCAGAAAAUUCGAAAUUCCUUAUAAAUAUGUAGAAGAAAAAAACCAGUACUCACCAAACCAAAAGAAUUAUAGAAAUAUAAAAGUUUCGAUAAAAAUAAAAAAUGAAUAAAUCAGAAGAAUUGGUUUUUUUUAACAUAUGUAUAGGUAAUUUUGAAUUUUACUGGUUUUGAAUUUCAUUUCUUCCAUUUCUUUGUGGAUUGUAGCUCUGUAUGAAUCAUAAUAUUAUGAACUCUUGUCUUAAUGCAUCCGAACUGUCAGCGUACUUGCUGAGUCCUCUUUGCAGUUGCAUUUUAAGUCACUAUGACUGCUUUGUUUUUGCACUUAUAAAGCAUUUAACAUGAUACUGUCUGUAAAUAAAAUUAAUUGGCUAGUACGCCAAAUCUUCUGUUAUUUAAUUGCCUGUAAAUGAACAAAAUGAAUGUGGUUUUAAUUACAA
This is a messenger RNA of Stegodyphus dumicola, 4892 nucleotides long. It is a transcript of the gene tinc, whose product is annotated as transmembrane protein tincar. The record is from RefSeq and is a predicted model, not a curated record. Lineage: Eukaryota; Metazoa; Arthropoda; Arachnida; Araneae; Eresidae.